Molecule: messenger RNA, 3227 nt
Organism: Triticum dicoccoides
Lineage: Eukaryota; Viridiplantae; Streptophyta; Magnoliopsida; Poales; Poaceae
Source: RefSeq, a predicted model, not a curated record
AUUUCCUGCUCCGCCGCCGCCGCCCGCGCGCAUCGGGGGCGCCCCGGUCGGCGAUGUGGCGGUGCUAUGCUGGGCGGGCUCCUCAGGUUCCUCUCGGCGUGCGGCGGGUCCUGGCAGACCUCGCCCGCGCCGCCCCACGCCGCCGGCCCGCCCUCCGACCCCGCCUCGGACUCCUCCGCCUCUGAGGGCCGCGACGGCCUGCUCUGGUGGCGCGACCUCGCGCGCUGCGCCGCCGGGGACGCCUCCGCCGCGCUCGUCCAGGCCAACCACACCCUCGAGGACCAGUGCCGCCUCCACUCCGCCCCGCCCCUCGGCACCCUCCUCGCCGUCCUCGACGGCCACGCCGGCCACGCCGCCGCCCGCUUCGCCUGCGACCACCUCCUCCCCGCCCUCCUAGAGGCCGCGUCCGGCCCGGGGGGCGUCACGGCGGACGCCAUCAGGGACGCCUUCGCGGCCACCGAGGCGGCCUUCAUCGCGCAGGUCUCCAGCCAGUGGGACACCAACCCGGACCUCGCCACCGUCGGCUCCUGCUGCCUCGUCGGCGUCGUGCACGACCACACCCUCUUCGUCGCCAACCUGGGGGACUCCCGGGCCGUCCUGGGGAAGAAGGUGGGCCGCUCCGGCCAGAUCGUCGCCGAGCAGCUCUCCACCGAGCACAACGCCAAUCACGAGGCCGUCCGGCAGGAGCUCAUGGCCCAGCACCCCGAUGACCCGCAGAUCGUCGCGCUUAAGCAUGGGGUCUGGAGAGUCAAGGGCAUCAUACAGGUGUCGCGGUCACUCGGUGAUGCUUACCUGAAAGACGCAAAGUAUAACACGGAACGGAUCAAACCAAAGUUCAGAGUCUCUGAGCCAUUCAGCAGACCUAUAAUGAGUGCCGAACCAACCAUCGUCUCGCGCAGCCUUGAACCAAGUGACUGUUUCGUCAUAUUUGCUUCAGAUGGCUUGUGGGAGCACUUGACUAACCAGGAAGCUGUAGAGAUUGUUCACAACAAUCAGCGCGCUGGGAGCGCAAGAAGGCUCAUAAAAGCAGCACUCCAAGAAGCAGCGCGGAAACGUGAGAUGCGGUACUCAGACCUCAUGAGGAUCGACAAGAAAGUCCGCCGGCAUUUCCACGACGACAUCACUGUCAUCGUCCUAUUCAUAAAUCACGAGCUGUUAGCCAAAGGAAAUGCGCAAUUAACUGGAGACUGGGGAGCAAUGAAAAAAAUGCCCUAAAUUAUGUCUGUCACUGAUAUGUUCAUCCUCUGGGCUUGUCAGUCCUGGACAGAGCAGCGUAAAUCUCUUACCGCAAAGACGAAGGUUGAAGUGACCAGCCUUCUAAACACAAGGAGUAAGAGAAGGAGGCUUCCCAGGACUGUCACAAUCGAUUCUAUCCAUGAGAAGAACUUCCUUUCUCCCAAGAGUGUCCUUGAGGCAGUCGUCAUCGAUGUUUUCGUUCUUCCUGGUACAAAUAUAUACAUGCUUACCUUAGGAGACAUGUGGAGUACAUCCACUAUUGAUCUGUAUCUACACCGAAGGUACUACAACUAUAUAGGACAACAUUGUAUCUUGAAGAAGGGUCGAGAAGUUGUGCUCACAGGAUGUUGUCUUCGCACAGCUGUUGUUGAGGGAUCUGGCCAUGCUCGUAUUUUGCCAACAGAAUACAUGGUGAUAUUACUUGAUGAGGAACAAGAUGAAGAUGCCAUGCUACUUGCUGCACAGUUUUGCACAUAUUCUUUCUCCUCCAUGAUGGAAGAGAAAAGUAGAAAUGAUGUUGAAUACUCAUUUUAUGCCAGGAUUGAGAAGAUUGAGACCUUGGAACCUUUUGGAUGUACAGAAAGAAAGCAGAUUGUGCUUGUAGAUAAUGAUGAUGAGAAGAUCAAAUUUAUUUUAUGGGGAGAGCAGGUUUCACUUGCAAAUCUUUUCAGUGUAGGGAGCAUGCUUGCACUGGACAGUCCUUAUAUUUCCAAUUUUGCGCACAAUAAUCAUGAGGAGCCUCAGGAAUUGUGUCUUGAGUAUGGUAGUGCAACACAGGUUUACUUGGUGCCAAUUGCUCAACACGAGGAACAGGUAUUCCUCACACCUACUCAAGUAAGGAGCCAAGGACCUCGCCUGUCAUGUGUUCCAGUCGAUAAUAUGGCUUCACAAGUAACAUUACCACGUGACUUGCAUGGUGCAGUUGACUUCAGCAAAUAUCCGUUUCGAGCGUAUGUAAGUGAUCUUCAUGGUAAAAUGGUGGGAGUUAGUCUGUUUGGCACUGUAACAAGUGUUUGCAAAGUAAGCACAUCUGGGACUACAUUCUAUUUGGAGAUAGAAGAUGCAACAGGAGUUGUUCUGACGAAGCUUAUCUUUACUGGACACUGGUCAUUAGGUAGAGUUGGAGUUGGUCAUAUGGUGUACAUUUCUGGUCUGACUUGUAGUUUGAAUAAAACAAACAUCCUUGAAGUCUCAUGGAGCGAAAAGGAGCCAGGAUCGCUGUUUGUUAACUUGAGCUUACUGCCAGCGUUGUUGAAUUCAACAUGCCUGCAUAAUAUAUCACUCUUGUCAGAUCUGCCCCAUUCAGCAAACAGAACACAUAUAUGCCGUGUUCGACUUGACCACAUCGAUUGCGACAGUUUAAAGUUGUCGUUAUUCCACAAUCUGUGUGGUUAUGUUGUGGAUGAACUGCCAGAUGGGCUUCAGUGUUCCUUCUGUAAAGUGGCCUGCCAGAAUGGAUGCACGCCUGGCUUUCAGUUGCACUUGACCAUUGCAGAUGACAGCGAGAAGGUCUUUGCAUGGUGUGUUGGUCAAACGGCUGUAGAGUUCCUUCAAAUAUUCCCUGACGAGUAUAUGGAACUCCCUGAGGACGAACAGGCGAUGUAUCUCUUCACCCUCCAGAACGAGAGCUUCACCGUCGCCAUCGCCAACACCAGCAAGCGGGUGGACGGGUACGCCGAGAACGCCGAGGCCCUCCCCGUGUGGGAGAUCGUGAGAGCCCAGAGAUGCGAAUGAGCCCGGAAGACGAAAUAUUUGUGUCGCAAAGUUGGCCAUAGAACCUGUUUGGGAGGCUCGGGAGUCGGGAUCGAUCAUGGCCUUGCCCGUUCAGGUCAUCCGUCGGUCGAGCAUGUUAUGUAAGCAGAGUGCCCACGCAUCUGCCGCUGGGAGCCAUUGCGUUUUAUAUCCUUGACGAACAUUGUCUACUGAAGGUUCUCUGCUCGGAUGGCGUGUGGUUCAGUCCGGCAAAAGAUGUGAUUAGCCUUUUCGUGACA